Corythoichthys intestinalis (scribbled pipefish) is the source of this 2989-nucleotide messenger RNA. It is a transcript of the gene gata3, whose product is annotated as GATA binding protein 3. Bases 430 to 1809 code for a protein of 459 amino acids. Gene Ontology annotation, biological process: embryonic organ development; cell fate commitment; negative regulation of transcription by RNA polymerase II. The record is from RefSeq and is a predicted model, not a curated record. Gene Ontology annotation, molecular function: RNA polymerase II cis-regulatory region sequence-specific DNA binding; zinc ion binding; DNA-binding transcription factor activity, RNA polymerase II-specific. Gene Ontology annotation, cellular component: nucleus. The transcript has 5 exons. NCBI's taxonomy places the organism in Eukaryota, Metazoa, Chordata, Actinopteri, Syngnathiformes, Syngnathidae.
GGAGGCGGGCAGAGAGAGAGAGAGAGAGAGAGAGAGAGAGAGAGAGACGGAGGGAGGGAAAGCGAGAGAGGGAGAAGGGAGGCCUAAGCGGGUGCAACACUUGGCUCGCUCGCCUUUCUGGUCACUCUUCCGAACGCGAACCUGUUGAGCGCACGUCCUCACCUUGGGCUUUGUCAUCUUUAAGCUACAGAGAAAAAAGAAAAGGCCAACAUUUCCGGCCCACUUGAGGAUCUCCCCCCUCCGACUUCUCCAUGUUGGACGUAUCCGGUCCUGUGCGUCUCACCUGGGACGGGCCGCGCGUUAAUCGCCUCUGUCUGUGUGCGCAGGUGAGACCGUUGUGGAUUUAACCCGAGAAAAGGCAGGAUUUCCGCGCGCAUGAACACUUAGAAAAAAGAAAAAGAAGAACAAUAAAGCGAUAAAGAGGGAACGAUGGAAGUAAGCGCGGAGCAGCCCCGCUGGAUGUCGCACCACCCGGCCGUGCUGAACGAGCAGCAUCCCGGCUCGCACCACCCGGGCCUCGGCCACUCCUACAUGGAGCCCGCGCAGUACCCGCUGGCCGAAGAUGUGGAUGUACUAUUUAAUAUCGACGCCCAGGGCAACCACGUCUCGCCCUACUACGGCAACUCUGUGCGGGCCGUGCAGAGGUACCCGCCGCCCCCGCACAGCAGCCAAGUGUGCCGGCCGUCGCUGCUGCACGGCUCGCUGCCGUGGCUGGAGGCGGCGGGCGGCAAAGGCAUCGGCGCGCACCACGGCGCUUCCCCGUGGAACCUCAGCCCCUUCCCCAAGAACCCCCUCCACCACCACGGCUCCCCGGCCGGCCUGUCCGUCUACCCCCCGGCGUCGUCUUCGUCCUCGUCGUCGUCGUCGCUGUCCGGGGGCCACUCCAGCCCGCACUUGUUCACCUUUCCGCCCACCCCGCCCAAGGACGUGUCGCCGGACCCGGGCCUGUCCACGCCGGGUUCCGGGGGAGGCGGCGGGGGACGGCCCGAGGACAAGGAGUGCGUCAAGUACCAGGUGACGCUGGCCGACAGCAUGAAACUGGAGACUGCUCACGGCCGCGGGGUGGCGGCGGCGCUCGGACCCGGCCCCCCCGGCUCCUCGGCGGCGGCGGCGGCGGCCCACCACCCCAUCGCCACAUACCCACCCUAUGUCCCCGAAUACGGGCCAGGCCUCUUCCCACCAAGUAGCCUGAUAGGUGGGUCCUCUUCUACUUAUGGUUCCAAAACAAGACCAAAAACAAGGUCGUGUUCAGAGGGCAGAGAGUGCGUCAACUGCGGCGCCACGUCGACCCCGCUGUGGCGGCGGGACGGCACGGGUCACUAUCUGUGUAACGCCUGCGGCCUGUACCACAAGAUGAACGGGCAGAACAGGCCCCUGAUCAAGCCCAAGCGGCGGCUGUCGGCGGCCAGGCGCGCGGGUACGUCGUGCGCCAACUGCCAGACCACCACCACUACGCUAUGGAGGCGAAACGCCAACGGCGACCCCGUCUGCAACGCCUGCGGACUCUACUUUAAGCUGCACAAUAUCAACCGACCUCUGACCAUGAAGAAGGAAGGCAUCCAGACGCGCAACCGCAAGAUGUCCAGCAAGUCCAAGAAGAGCAAAAAGUCCCUGCAGGACGGCGGCAUGGACGACUUCUCCAAGAGCCUGAUGGACAAGAGCAGCUCCUUCAGCCCGGCCGCCCUCUCCCGCCACAUGUCCUCCUUCCCGCCCUUCUCGCACUCCGGCCACAUGCUCGGCACCCCCACGCCCAUGCACCCCUCCUUCGCGCCCCACCACCCGUCCAGCAUGGUGACGGCCAUGGGCUAGACGCCGCUCGACCCUCGCAUCGGUCUGGACGCAAAAGUCCAACGGCGCCGCUCCAUCGAUCUGAGGCUUCUUCGCUUUGAAAUUAGUAGCGAAGCGUGCGUGACGUUUUUCAACCCACGGUUGGAACCUUAGAGUUUAGGCUCUAGUCUCGAUUAGUUCGAAAGACAAAGAUCUAUUUGGUUCUAGUCCCUUUCCUGAAACCGGGAUCUCAAUCUUUGUAAAAGUUGAACUCUAGCGGACGUCCGAGCCAUUUCAAGUGGGAGGGCGGCGGCCAUCCCUCCCGCUUCAAACGGAUCGGACGUCUAGAGCCGACGAGUUCGGGCUUUCCAACCGGUCGUAGUCGACCGUUUGUCGUUCAAUUGGCUCGCGAGUGCCACUUUUGUCAGGGCCAGCUUCUCUGUCCACAGUUUGGCUGCCCUCAAGGCGACAUCUGCAAAUUCCAAAGCGAAGAAGCCUUUCGGCUCAAGUUGAGACGUCUCCGACGAGAAUCCGACGCGCUCUUUGCGGACUACCUUGAUGACUGAGAACUAUCUUCAGUUGAUCUUAUUUUUAUAAAAUCAAAAAGGGGGAACUGACUCAAACUGCACGGACAUUUGAUUCCUCCCGGGAUAAGGAUCUUCAUUUGUGUACAAAAAACCCCAUCCGAAAAGCUCACCAAAACCUCCCGGUCUCGCACCUGUGUAACAGGACGUUUGUACAAAUUGUAUGAAAUACAUUUAACGGAAAAAAAAGGACACUUGAAGAAGGGUACGAGGACCCCGGGACGCAGGCCGCAAGUCCGUGUAAAGAUGACGUGAACGAACGCCUUUGCUUUUAUUUUUGGAUGUGCUUUAAGUCUCGGCCUGUUGGUUUGUGUUGACACAUACAAAAACACGCGCACACGCACGCAUACACACACUUGACAGAUGAUGAUAUGCAUUGUGAAAAAAAAGUUCCUGUAUUUGUUAUUUGUAUGUAAAAAAAAAAUCAGAGUACCAAAAAUACGAAAGAAACAAAGAUGUAGAAUUAUUUCUUUAUGUUAUGCAGACUGAAUGGUUGUAAAAAUGGAAUAAUAAUAAUCACUAGUGUAAAACAUGGCUGCUUUUUUUUUUGUUUUUGUUUGGUAGACCCUCCCACCCUGACUACCCCCCCCCCCCUGUUUCAAAAUAAUAAAACUAGUUUAAUCUCUGUUGACAUGUUA